AUGAACGAUGAUUUUCUCAAGUCUGCUAGUGGCAUGACCCUCUUCAAAGGCCUACUGACCAUUGGCUAUUUAUACUUCGAGAACUGGGAAAAAAGCGUACCAUUUGCACAAAGAAAAGACCUCAACGUCUCCAAUGUUACUCAUGACGCGAUGCGAUGGAUAGAGCGGAAGAGAGAGAGAGAGAAAGAGAGAGAGAGAGAGAGAGAGAGAGAGAGAGAGAGAGAGAGAGAGAGAGAGAGAGAGAGAGAGAGAGAGAGAGAGAGAGAGUAUUUGAAUUUACUGGCC
This is a messenger RNA of Iphiclides podalirius (scarce swallowtail), 285 nucleotides long. NCBI's taxonomy places the organism in Eukaryota, Metazoa, Arthropoda, Insecta, Lepidoptera, Papilionidae. The record is from the annotation of a GenBank genome assembly.